CGGAGGGAGAAGGAGAAGGAGCGCUUCACGGUCGCUCUUCGCCUUUUCACAAACCUUUCGGCGCUCGACGACCUCUCGGACCUUUGUCGUUUGAGACAUUUCGUUUUCCAUUUGCUGCGUGGAGAAACGUUUCAAGUUUUGAAAAAUGAAUCCGUUAAGGCUUAUUCCGAGUAUUAGUGGAUCGAAUAUGUCUGAUACAAAUCCUUUCAGUCAAGAGAAAAGACUUAGUAAAGUUCGACGAAGUACUGUUGGAAUGCUAGCUAUGCAGGAGACAAUAAAAGAAAAACAGGCAAGAUACAGGGAAGCCAGGGAAAAAAGAAAAAUGAAGCUUGAUCAUGUGCAUCGCUAUAUUAUUGAAAUCUUGGCGAAACAACUACAACUACAGAAAGCUGAGGUCGAAGAAUUUAUCUUGGAUUCACUGUCUCUACAACCAUUUGAUGAUUUCUUUUCAAAAGGAGGCAGUCAAGUACUUGCAUUCUUUUAUCAAGAAGCAGAUCCGCCGAUAAUAGAAACUGGCCGAAUUAUUGCUGGAGUUGCUAAAGGGACAAAAAUGAUGCGCUUAUUUCAGGGGAAAUUAUCGGAUGUAUCCAUUGACGGUCUAUGUUUGUUUUUUGUACGAUACCAAAAUGAUGUUCUUCUCACAGAAAGGAAUAUAUAUGAGGAAACAUUCUUUGGCGUUUUGGAUUGUACUGAUGGAAUACUCAAUGGUACUGUGACUAUGAUAGAAAAUAUUUUCUUACCAGCUAUUUCUGCAUCUAGAAAUUGGGGAGCACUUAACCAAUAUAUACAUGGGGAGAGAGAGAAGAAAGCCUUCAAAGAUACUAUUAACAGUUACGUCACUUUCUUAAAAGGUACUAAAAUAAGCCUGGAAAAAUCUGUUGUGUUGAAGAGUGAAAUGGUUGACCUUACUCAGCUACGCUCAUUUGAGCAAGUGAAAGCUGCAUCAUCCAAUCCCGAAAUGAUAUUACAGCUUGAAAAUCUGCUUCUUCAAUGGCACAAUCAAUUGGAGCAGGUGCUGGAACAAAGUAAUCAAGUCCGAAAAGAGGCGGAAAAUUCAGGUCCAUUGACUGAACUGGAAUACUGGAAAUGUAUGUCUGCGAAAUUCAAUUCCAUCAUAGAGCAACUUAGAGGAACCAGUUGCAAGUCCGUGAUCAAUGUUUUAAAAGCAAGUUCUUCAAAAAUGUUAAAGAUGUGGUUAGAGUUAGAUUCUCAAAUCACUGAUGCAGCUAAUGGAGCAAAAGACAAUGUGAAAUUUCUGCAAGCAUUGGAGAAGGUCUGUAAGCCCCUUUACAAUUCUGAUCCAGUGACCAUGACAAAAGGUGUUCCAAAUUUGAUAAAUGCAAUUCAAAUGAUCCACAAUGUGUCAAGGUACUAUAACACCUCACAACAGAUGACUUCCCUCUUUAUAAAGGUCACAAACCAAAUGGUUACAGCCUGCAAAGAGUAUAUAACUGAUGGUGGUGCUGUUCAUGUAUGGGAUCAGGAUUCUCAUGUCAUUUUUAAAAGAAUGGAGGAAUGUAAAGCAUUGUUAGAAGAAUAUCGUAUGUAUUUCCAGAAAACCAAACAAAAGACCAUUGAAACUGAACGUGACAGUUCUUUUGAUGUGUCGGAAAUGUAUAUUUUUGGUAAACUUGAGGUCUUUUGUAAAAGACUAGGAAAAAUCACAAAAAUAGUUGAAAUAUUGAAGACCUUCUCUGUAUUGAAGAGUUCUUCAAUUGAGGGAAUAGAGAUUCUUGCAAUCAAAUUCCAGAAUAUAUUUUUGAAUCUUAAAAAAAGUAAUUAUGAUAUUUUGGACUCUCGAAGGAAGGAAUUCAAUGCUGACUAUGCUACAUUCGCGAAACAGAUCUUUGAUUUAGAGAACUUACUUGAUGACUUCAUGAAUAAUAGUUUUACAAACAUUAUUUCUUCACGGCAUGCUUUGCGGCUUCUGCAGAGAUUUCAGAAUUUGAAUAUUCCAUCCCUCGAGUCAGAAAUUGAAACAACAAUUGAACGGAUCCUUCGACACUACGCUAACGAGUUAAUGUUCAUUAAAAAGCAUUAUCUUGCCUUUAAAGACAACCCACCUCUUGCAAGAGACAUGCCUCCUGUUGCUGGAAAGAUACUGUGGUCAAGACAACUCUUCAGACAUAUAUUUGAUCCCAUUGACUAUUUCUAUAAAAAUUCGGACAUUUUAAACAACCCUCAGGGCAUGUCCAUUGUGCGAGUAUAUAACAAAAUUGCCUAUGUAUUGGUCAUGUUUGAAGUAUUACUUCACAAAAUGUGGACCAAAAAAACAUCAGCAAUUCAAUAUGUCCUCAACGGAACUCUUUUGAUACGGGAUCCGGAUUCUGGAAGUAUGCAGUCAAACUUUGAUCAUAGAGUUAUUGAACUACUUCGAGAGUCCAAAUGUAUAUUAAAGAUGGGCCUAGAUGUGCCAGAACCAGCUAAACGUUUGCUAAAGUCUGAGAAUCUGUUGAAAUCUAACAAUGAUCGUUUAGAGGCUCUUCUUCAUAAAUUUGGGAGGUUGCGCCAACAAAUGCCUUCUGAGUACGUGGCAUUGAUAACUCCAAAAAUUACUAAGAUUGAAACUAUCCUGAGACAAGGUGUUACUUUUCUGAACUGGUCAUCCUUAACACUCAAGCAGUUCUUCUCUGACAUGGAUGCAGCCAUAAAUGACUUGAUUGCAUUACUUAAGAUAAUAAGUGAUUUACGAGAAAAGCACAUAGAUGAGGCAAUGGCAGAAAUAGGCCAAAAAAUUAUAGUUAAACUACCAGAGGAUCAGGCCUUAACUUUGGAAGAAAUGCUUACCUACAGUGAGCGUUGCUGCAAAGAAUGGACAGAUAUUUUAAUUCCAAAAUGCAACGAUAUUGAAAAAACUGUGGACCAAUUGGUGGGAAUAUUCGUAGAACUCUCUGAAUCGGCACCUGUGAAAGAAAUUGAAAAACCUGCAGCUCCACCAGAGCGUAGACGAGUUUUUUUUACGGAAGAACCUGAAGAAGAAACUUUAACUAUGAAGACUCAUUCGACUGUUAAAGCAAAUAUCGAACAAAUCAAAAAAGAUGAAGAGUUUGAAAAGGAUGUGAAGGAGUUUUAUACAUUUUUUACCCAUCAUUUAAUUGAUGCUUUCGUGAAAUCUACAUCUCUGACAUUAGACUUUCUGAAAAGAAGAAUCCUCUUUGCAACAAUCAGAAGAGAAUAUGGGCCCUCAAACAUUGAAGAAUUUGCUCCGUUUUUAAAAGCUGAAGUGCAUUUGGCAAUUCCAAAUGUGAUUAUGCAACCAAAUCUGGACGAAAUGCAGCAUGUUAUCAACCGAAUAGUACAGUUGAUUUUAGAUGUUAGCCGUCAAGUGGUACACUGGAGACAGUCAAAAAAUCAAGAUAAUUCUGAACCACAGAGUGGAACAGAUUUGAAUGAAUCCAAAAAUGUGAAAAAGCUGAAGAAUUUUUAUCACAACGUGGCAGAACACAAAGACGUAGCCAAAUUAAUCGUAACUCUGUCUGGUUCAGUUAGCUCUCUGAAGGGUGAUAUUGCUCAAGCACUAGAAAGUUUUCAAAAAUUCAAAAUGCUGUGGUUAGAAGACAGAAGUACGACAGUUAAGGUAUUUAUGGACAGUAAUCCCAGUCUGUAUGAACUACGGGCUAAAAUUGAGCACUAUGCUACUAUUCAGCAAGAAAUUGAGGAAAUCAGCUCCACCAUUGCGGUAGAUUUUAUUGAACUGAAUACAGAAGCAAUGAAAAUUGCACUUACAGUGGAAGCUAAAGGUUGGAAAAUUGUGCUCAGUCGUUUCCUGAAUGAACAAUAUAAGGGAAAAAUGACAGCAAUAUCAACAUUUAUCAGUGAACAAAUGAAGAAUAUGGCACGACCUAUUCAGGACCUGGAUGAUGUUAGGUUUGCCAUGGAGUCUUUAGCAGAAAUACGGAAAAAUGAGAUACAGAUGGAUAUGACGUUGGGACCCAUUGAGGAAGCAUAUAAUAUCUUGAUUAAGUAUGAAGUGGAAAUUUCAAAGGAAGAAGCAGAAGGAGCUGACACACUUCGAUAUUUUUUUAACAAAAUGCAAGUUAAAGCUAGAAAUGUACAAGAUGACUUGGUGCAGGUCCAACCCAAGUUUAAGGCAGGCCUGCUGGAAUCAGUUGAAGUUUUCCAGAAGGAAGUGCUCAAAUAUGGACGACUAUAUGAAAGGGAAGGUCCAAUGGUUCCUGGUAUUGCGCCUGUGGAAGCCAGCACAAGAUUACAGAUCUUUCAGACUUGGUUUGAUGACUUAUGGAGGAAGUUUGUGACAUAUUCUUCUGGGGAACGUUUAUUUGGAUUGCCUAUCCAGGAUUAUGAGAUAUUGCAAAAAAAUAAGAAGGAACUAAACCUUCUGCAGAAAUUGUAUGGUCUGUAUGAUGCAGUGAUGAAUAAUAUUAAUGGUUACUAUGAUUUACUGUGGGUGGAAGUGGACAUUGAGAAGAUUAACGCUGAACUAUUGGACUUUCAGAAUAGGUGUCGUAGGUUACCAAAAGCCUUAAAGGAAUGGCAAGCAUUUAUGGAUCUCAAGAAGAAAAUCGAUGAUUUCAGUGAGUCAUGUCCUCUCCUUGAAAUGAUGGCCAGCAAAUCAAUACAACCAAGACAUUGGCAACGGAUAUCUGCAGUGACAGGGCACACAUUUAAUGUGACAUCGGAAGCAUUCUCUCUGAAACAUGUUAUGGAGGCUCCACUGCUUCCGUUUAAGGAUGACAUUGAGGAUAUCUGCAUAUCCUCUGUGAAAGAAAAGGAUAUUGAGGCAAAAUUGACUCAGGUGAUGCAGACUUGGGUCAGUCAAAACUUGAGUUUUUCCACAUUUAAGAGCAGAGGAGAGCUAUUGUUGAAAGGACUGGAGACAGCAGAAAUCAUAACAAUGAUGGAGGACAGUUUAAUGAUCCUGAAUUCUUUACUCAGCAACAGGUAUAAUGCUUACUACAAGAAGGAUAUUCAAACCUGGGUUCACAAUCUAACAGCAUGCACAACUAUAAUAGAACAGUGGCUUUUAGUUCAAAAUCUGUGGAUUUACCUAGAGGCAGUCUUUGUAGGAGGAGAUAUUGCCAAACAACUACCACAGGAAGCAAAACGUUUUCAAAAUGUUGAUAAAUCAUGGAUAAAAAUUAUGCAACGAGCUCAUGAAAUUCCAGGAGUGGUCCAGUGCUGUGUAGGAGAUGACAUUAUGGGACAGCUUCUGCCUCAUUUACAGGAGCAACUGGAAGUCUGCCAGAAAUCACUAACAGGAUACCUGGAAAAGAAACGAUUGCUAUUUCCACGAUUUUUUUUUGUUUCUGAUCCAGCAUUAUUGGAAAUCCUUGGACAGGCCAGUGAUUCGCACACCAUUCAGGCUCAUUUAGCAGGAAUAUUUGAUAAUGUAAAUAAAGUGGAAUUCCAUCCAAAGGAUUAUGAUCGCAUAUUGUCUGUUAUUUCCAGGGAGGAAGAACAAAUUCAAUUGGAUGCCCCCGUGAUUGCUAAGGGCCCUGUGGAAAUAUGGUUAAGUGACUUAUUGCGUAUGCAGCAAUCGUCAUUGCACACUGUAAUCAAAUUAGCAUACUACAGCUUCAGUGAACCAGACUUCCAGCUAAUACCUUUCCUUUAUGAAGCUCCUGGCCAGGUGGGAAUUCUAGCUAUCCAGAUACUGUGGACACGGGACUCAGAGGAUGCCAUCAAAGGUUCAAAAGACAGUAAAAAGAUCAUGCAAACAACUAAUCAAAAGUUCCUGGAGCUGUUGAACGCUUUGAUCGGUCAAACAACUCACGACCUGACUAAGUUUCAAAGAAUCCAGUUUGAAACUCUUGUCACCAUUCAUGUUCACCAGAGGGACAUCUUUGAUGAAUUGGUAAAAAUGCAUAUCAGAGCAGUGACUGACUUUGAGUGGCUGAAACAAUGCCGAGUUUAUUUCAGAGAAGAAACACAAGAUAUAAGAGUUGGGAUUACUGAUACGGAAUUUAUCUAUCAAAAUGAAUUUUUGGGUUGUACUGAACGAUUAGUUAUCACACCUUUGACAGACAGGUGCUAUAUCACUUUAGCUCAAGCUUUGUGGAUGUAUAUGGGAGGUGCCCCAGCUGGACCUGCUGGUACUGGCAAAACAGAGACUGUAAAAGAUAUGGGCAAAGCUCUUGGAAAAUAUGUCGUUGUGUUCAAUUGUUCAGAUCAAAUGGAUUUCAGAGGAUUAGGGAGAAUUUUCAAAGGUUUGGCACAAUCUGGCUCUUGGGGCUGUUUUGAUGAAUUUAAUCGAAUUGAACUUCCUGUAUUAUCUGUAGCAGCACAGCAGAUAUACAUUGUUCUGAUAGCAAAGAAAGAAAGAAAGAAAAAGUUUAUCUUCACUGAUGGAGAUAACGUGUCACUUAAUCCAGAAUUUGGCAUUUUUAUCACAAUGAAUCCUGGAUAUGCUGGACGCCAAGAACUGCCAGAAAAUCUAAAAAUUCAGUUUAGGACAGUAGCCAUGAUGGUGCCAGAUAGACAGAUCAUUAUAAGAGUCAAACUUGCUAGUGUUGGAUUUUUGGAUAACGUGUUGCUGGCUCAGAAAUUCUUUGUACUUUACAAACUCUGUGAAGAGCAACUGACCAAGCAGGUUCAUUAUGAUUUUGGCUUAAGAAAUAUUCUUUCUGUGUUGAGAACAUUGGGAGCUCAGAAGAGAGCACGACCUGAAGACAGCGAGUCAACAAUUGUCAUGAGAGUUCUGAGAGACAUGAAUCUGUCUAAAUUGGUGGAUGAAGAUGAACCCCUCUUCCUUAGUCUGAUCAGUGACUUGUUCCCUGGUAUACAAUUGGAUAGUAGUACCUAUGUGGAACUACAGGGAGCUGUUGUUAAUCAGGUGGAAAUUGCAGGAUUAGUUAAUCACCCACCAUGGAAUCUUAAACUUGUUCAGCUAUAUGAAACAGCCAGAGUUCGUCAUGGGCUAAUGACACUGGGUCCCAGUGGUUCUGGAAAGACUUGCGUCAUUCGCAUCCUCAUGCGAGCAAUGACUGAAUGUGGAGCCCCUCAUCGGGAGAUGAGAAUGAAUCCUAAGGCUAUUACAGCUCCACAGAUGUUUGGGCGAUUGGAUACAGCAACUAAUGACUGGACUGAUGGAAUCUUCUCAACUCUUUGGAGAAAAUCCAUUAAAGCAAAAAAAGGUGAGAAUAUCUGGAUUGUUCUAGAUGGCCCAGUAGAUGCUAUUUGGAUUGAAAAUUUAAAUUCCGUAUUGGAUGACAAUAAGACCUUAACUUUGGCUAAUGGUGACCGUAUUCCAAUGGCGCCUUCUUGCAAACUAUUGUUUGAAGUACACAACAUUGAGAAUGCAUCUCCAGCCACGGUAUCCAGAAUGGGGAUGGUCUAUAUAAGUUCUUCUACUCUCAACUGGAAGCCAAUUUUGAAGGCCUGGUUAAAUAAACGUCUUCCGCGAGAAGCUGAAAUUCUACAAGCCCUGUAUAAUAAAGCCUUUGAAGAUAGUUAUACCUACAUGAAAUUAAAUCUGAACCCAGUAAUGGACCUGCUGGAAUGUAACUACAUUAAACAGUCACUUACACUAUUGGAUGGAUUAAUGCCCUCAACUGAAGAUGGAGGACUUUCUAAUGAAUUGCAACUUAAGCGGCUCUUUGUAUUUGUACUGAUGUGGAGUGUUGGUUCCUUGUUGGAGCUCGAAGACAGAAUUAAACUCGAACAAUUCCUCCAAGAGCACAGGAGUAAACUUGACCUGCCAGAGAUUCCUGCAGAUAGCAACCUUACUAUGUUUGAGUUUCUUGUUAAUAACACAGGUGCAUGGGAGAACUGGCAAUUAUGGGUUCAAGAGUAUAUGUACCCAACCGACAGUGAGCCAGACUAUACUUCCAUUCUUGUCCCAAAUGUUGACAAUGUUAGGACCAAUUUUCUUGUGGAUGUCAUAGCUAAACAAUUUAAGGCUGUACUUCUGACUGGUGAACAGGGCACAGCAAAAACAGUCAUGAUUAAAGGAUAUUUGAAGAAAUAUGAUCCUGAGGAACACCUGUCCAAGAGUUUGAAUUUUUCUUCUGCAACAGAACCCUGCAUGUUUCAGAGAACUGUUGAAAGUUAUGUGGAAAAACGUGUGGGAAGUACCUAUGGACCUCCAAGUGGACGCAAAAUGACUGUAUUCAUUGAUGAUAUCAACAUGCCAGUUAUUAAUGAAUGGGGAGAUCAGAUUACUAAUGAAAUAGUACGUCAAAUGGUUGAAUCACAAGGAAUGUACAACCUAGACAAACCUGGAGAUUUUACUAAAAUAAUUGAUGUGCAAUUAAUGGCUGCAAUGAUCCAUCCUGGGGGUGGGCGCAAUGACAUCCCUCAACGGUUAAAACGCCAGUUCACUAUCUUCAACUGUACACUCCCUACUAAUGCUUCAAUUGACAAAAUCUUCGGAAUUAUUGGAAGUGGAUACUUUCACCCGGCCAGAUAUUUUGUACCUGAGGUCUAUGAUUUAAUAUCAAAACUUGUCAUCGCAGGCAGGAUCCUCUGGCAAUGGACAAAGGUAAAAAUGCUACCUACUCCAGCUAAAUUCCAUUACAUCUUCAACCUGAGGGACCUUUCUCGCAUCUGGCAGGGAAUGCUGACCAUUAAAGCAGAUGAAUGUGACACGGAAGAGAUACUGCUGGCUUUGUUCAAACAUGAAUGCACCAGGGUCAUUUCAGACAGAUUUAUAACUGAAGAGGAUAAACAAUGGUUUGAAGAUGCAGUCAUGCGUACAAUUGAAACAAACAUUGGAAAAGAAUCAGCAGGAAAGCUACAUGAAGAGCCAUACUUUGUGGAUUUCCUUCGUGAAAUGCCAGAACCAACUGGUGAAGAACCUGAAGAUUAUGUAUUUGUUGUUCCAAAAGUCUAUGAACUGGUUCCGAGCUAUGAAUUCCUGACUGAAAAAUUACAGUUUUAUCAAGCACAACAUAAUGAAGGUGUUCGAUCAGGAUAUCUUGAUCUUGUCUUCUUUAAAGAUGCAAUGAUACAUCUGGUUAAGGUGUCUCGUAUAAUCCGAACCAAUUGUGGAAAUGCCUUGCUGGUUGGAGUUGGUGGUUCUGGAAAACAAUGCCUUACAAAAUUGGCAUCUUUCAUUGCUGGUUAUAAAAUUUUUCAGAUCACUUUAACAAGAGCAUAUAAUGCUGGCAACCUGAUGGAUGACUUGAAGAUACUGUACAGAAUAGCUGGAGCAGACGGGAAGGGCAUCACUUUCAUAUUCACCGAUAAUGACAUCAAGGAAGAGUCUUUUCUUGAGUAUCUCAACAAUGUUCUUUCUUCUGGAGAGGUAUCAAACUUAUUUGCUCGGGAUGAACUUGAUGAGAUUACUCAAUCGCUGAUUGCACCAAUGAAAAAAGAAGCACCUCGGAUCCCACCAACUUUUGACAAUUUAUAUGAAUAUUUUAUACGAAGAGCCAGAACAAAUCUACAUGUUGUUCUCUGCUUCUCUCCGGUUGGUGAAAAGUUUCGAUCUCGAGCCCUGAAGUUUCCUGGCCUGAUUUCAGGUUGCACAAUGGACUGGUUCAGUCAUUGGCCUAGAGAGGCAUUGGUUGCAGUCUCCAGCUAUUUUCUUUCUGGUUUUCUCAUUGUUUGCUCAGAGGAGGUUAAAAACCAGCUGGUGCAAACAAUGAGUGAAUUUCAUGACAGGGUCUAUCAAACCUGUGAAGAUUAUUUUCAGAGAUAUCGGCGUAGAGCACAUAUAACCCCCAAAACUUAUCUCGCCUUUAUAAAUAGCUACAAAAGUGUUUACGCAGAAAAACAUGCAAACAUUAAUGAUCUAGCGGAACACAUGCAAAUGGGUCUCUCAAAGCUUCUAGAAGCAACUGAAUCAGUGGCUCUUCUUGCUAAGCAACUAGCAGGGAAAGAAAAGGAGCUGGCAGUGGCAUCUCAUAAUGCUGAUAAGGUGUUGGGAGAGGUGACUGUGAGUGCGCAGGCAGCAGAAAGCGUUAAAAAUGAAGUCCUGGUAGUGAAAGAUAAAGCCCAGAAGAUUGUGGAUGAAAUAGCAGUGGAAAAAAUCUUUGCUGAGGAAAAAUUACUAGUUGCAAAGCCAGCACUAGAAGCUGCAGAAGCAGCUCUGAAUACUAUCAAGCCAAAUGACAUUGCCACUGUACGUAAAUUAGCCAAACCACCUCACCUGAUAAUGAGGAUUCUCGAUUGUGUCCUGGUUCUCUUCCAAAAGAAAAUGGAUACAGUUACCAUGGAUCCCGAGAGACCCAGUCUCAAGCCAUCCUGGGGAGAGUCUUUGAAGUUGCUGAGUGGUACUGGAUUUCUGCAGGCCUUGCAGCAGUUCCCAAAGGACACAAUCAAUGACGAAACAGUGGAAUUACUUUACCCAUAUUUCACAAUGGAUGAUUAUACAUUUGAAAAUGCUAAGAAAGUCUGUGGGAAUGUUGCUGGUUUGUUAUCCUGGACUCAGGCUAUGGCUGCCUUUUUUAGCAUCAAUAAAGAGGUGCUGCCUUUAAAGGCAAAUUUGGCAGUACAGGAAAACCGUCUCCAAGUUGCAAAUAAGCAGUUAGGAAUGGCUCAGGCCCAGCUGGAUGAUAAACAAGCCGAACUGGACACGGUGCAGGCAAAGUUUGAUGCUGCUAUGAAAGAGAAAAUGGAUCUACUAGAAGAUGCAGAAACAUGUAGAAGAAAGAUGGAAGCUGCUUCAGCUCUGAUAGAUGGAUUGAGUGGAGAAAGGAUCAGAUGGACAGAUCAGUGCAAGGAGUUUAAAGCACAAAUUAACAGGCUAGUGGGUGAUGUACUGUUGGCUACUGGAUUUCUUUCAUAUAGUGGCCCCUUCAAUCAAACUUUCAGAGAUAUACUCAUUAAAGUAAUCUGGGAAGUAGAGCUUCAGAAAAGGAAGAUCCCAUAUACAGAUGGAAUAAACAUCAUAAUGUUUCUGGUGGAUCAGCCCACGAUCAGUGAAUGGAACCUACAGGGAUUACCAAGCGAUGACUUGUCAGUUCAGAAUGGCAUUAUUGUCACCAAAGCAGCCAGAUAUCCACUUCUCAUUGACCCUCAGACACAGGGUAAAACUUGGAUUAAAAAUAAGGAGAAAAAUACUGAUUUACAGGUAACGUCUCUUAAUCACAAGUAUUUUCGUAAUCACCUUGAAGACGCUUUGUCACUCGGACGCCCUCUGUUAUUAGAAGAUGUGGGGGAAGAGUUGGACCCUGCACUGGAUAAUGUGUUGGAGAAGAACUUCAUCAAAAGUGGGACCACAUACAAGGUGAAAGUGGGGGAUAAAGAAACAGACAUAAUGCCUGGAUUCAUGUUUUACAUCACCACAAAACUUCCAAACCCUGCCUACACACCAGAAAUUAGUGCCAAGACAUCCAUCAUUGACUUCACUGUAACCAUUAAGGGUCUUGAGAAUCAGCUGCUUGGCCGAGUGAUCCUUACUGAGAAACAGGAACUGGAAGCAGAGCGUGUGCAGCUGAUAGAGGAAGUCACUGCCAAUAAACGUAAAAUGAAGGAAUUGGAGAAUAACCUACUAUUUAAGCUCAGCACCACCAAGGGUUCACUCGUGGAUGAUGAGUCUCUGAUUGGUGUCCUGCAGAUAACAAAGUCGACAGCAACUGAAGUUAGUGAGAAGCUGCAUGUGGCAGCAGAGACAGAGAUAAAGAUUAAUACUGCACAAGAAGAAUACCGGCCAGCAGCCACUCGUGGGAGCAUCCUGUAUUUCCUCAUCACAGAAAUGAGCAUGGUCAACAUGAUGUACCAGACCUCACUGGCACAGUUUCUCAAAUUAUUUGACCAGUCCAUGGCCAGAUCUAAGAAAUCUCCUGUUGCUUCAAAGAGAAUCAUCAAUAUAAUUGAGUACCUGACUUUUGAAGUGUUUAAGUAUUCAGUACGAGGACUUUAUGAAACUCACAAGUUCCUUUUUACUUUACUGCUGCCUCUAAAGAUUAAUCUUGAGCGGGGAUACAUCAAAUACACUGAAUUUCAGACCCUAAUAAAAGGAGGAGCAGCUCUUGAUCUUAAGGCCAGUCCACCAAAGCCUUUCCGCUGGAUCCUUGAUUUGACCUGGUUGAACCUGGUAGAACUGAGCAAACUACCACAGUUUGCAGAAGUAUUGACCCAGGUAACUAAGAAUGAGAAAGCUUGGAAAAACUGGUUUGAUACAAAUGCCCCAGAAGUGUCAACAAUGCCUAAUGGAUACAGUGAUUCUCUAGAAGCAUUUGGCAAGCUACUGCUCAUCAGGUCAUGGUGUCCCGACAGAAUUCUAUCCCAAGCUCGAAACUACAUUUCUGAAGCAAUGGGAUCAAAAUAUGCCGAGCCAGUGAUUCUACACCUGGAGACAACAUGGGAAGAAAGUGAUAUACAAACUCCUCUGAUUUGCUUCCUGUCCAUGGGAUCGGAUCCCAGCAAUCAAAUUGAAGGAUUGGCCAAAAAGCUUGAAAUUGUUUGUAGGGCAAUAUCAAUGGGUCAGGGACAAGAAGUACAUGCCAGAAAGCUGAUGGCGAUGUCCAUGCAACAGGGUGGAUGGGUCUUACUGCAAAACUGCCACUUAGGUCUGGAGUUUAUGGAUGAGAUGCUGGAGAUUCUGCUAACAAGCGAGAAUGUAAAUGAAUCUUUCCGAGUAUGGAUCACCACCGAGCCGCAUCCAAAGUUUCCGAUCACACUGCUACAGACUUCCAUCAAAUUCACCAAUGAACCUCCUCAGGGAGUGCGUGCAGGGCUGAAAAGAACAUUUACUGCAAUCUCACAAGACCAAAUAGAAUAUUCCAACCUGCCCAUGUGGAAACCACUACUGUAUGCAAUUGCUUUUCUGCACACCACUGUUCAGGAACGGCGAAAGUUUGGUCCACUGGGUUGGUGUAUUCCAUAUGAGUUUAACUCCUCAGAUUUCACAGCUAGUGUCCAAUUCAUACAGAACCAUCUAGAUGACUGUGAUAAAAAGAAGGGUGUGUCAUGGAAUACUAUACGUUACAUGCUUGGAGAAGUUCAAUAUGGAGGCCGCGUUACAGAUGAUUAUGACAAGUGCCUCCUUAAUUGCUUUGCCAAGGUAUGGUUCAAUGAGAAAAUGUUUGAUUCCAAGUUCUGUUUUUAUACUGGCUAUAUUAUUCCAAUAUGUCCCAAUGUCGAGAGCUAUCUGGAAUACAUUCAGACUCUGCCUGUCACUGACACCCCUCAGGUGUUUGGCCUACACCCAAAUGCUGACAUCACGUACCAGAGUAACACUGCAGCUGAAAUCCUCGACAGUAUCACCAAUAUUCAGCCAAAGGAAAGCGGUGGUGGAGGAGGAGAGACUCGAGAAGCCACUGUUUAUAAACUUGCUGAGAGUAUGCUGAGAAAGCUGCCUAAAAAUUAUGUGGCGCAUGAGGUAAAAGCUCAACUCAUAAAAAUGGGAAUUUUGAAUUCAAUUAAUAUUUUCCUUCGACAAGAAAUUGACCGGAUGCAGAAGGUUAUUACAAUGCUUCGGAUCUGUCUGAGUGACUUAAAGCUGGCUAUAGAUGGGACCAUCAUCAUGAGCGAGAAUUUAAUUGAUGCCUUAGAUAACAUGUUCGAUGCUCGAGUCCCUGCAGGAUGGAAGAAGAUUUCCUGGGCAUCUUCUACAUUAGGAUUUUGGUUCACGGAGUUCCUAGAGAGAAACACACAAUUUUCCCAAUGGAUCUUUACAGGCAGACCCAAUGUGUUUUGGAUGACAGGGUUCUUCAAUCCCCAGGGGUUCUUAACUGCAAUGAGGCAGGAAGUAACACGAGCACAUAGAGGAUGGGCAUUGGACAGUGUCACUCUGCACAAUGAAGUAACAAAACUGAUGAAGGAAGAGAUCAAAUUGCCACCUCCGGAAGGAGUAUAUAUCCAUGGUCUUUACCUUGACGGAGCAGGUUGGGACAGAAGAAACACAAGACUGACUGAGCCCACUGCAAAGGUUUUGUUUACAAUGCUACCAGUCAUCUACAUAUUUGCCAUCAAUUCUACUGCACCAAAGGAUCCCAAGUUGUACAUCUGUCCAGUCUAUAAAAAGCCCCAACGUACUGACCUGAUGUUUAUUACUGCCCUCUGUAUGAAAACAGUCCAGUCACCUGAUCAUUGGAUCCUGAGAGGGGCAGCCCUGCUCUGUGACAUCAAGUAACACCAAUUG
This is a messenger RNA of Leucoraja erinaceus (little skate), 13990 nucleotides long. RefSeq names its product dynein axonemal heavy chain 8-like. Gene Ontology annotation, cellular component: dynein complex. Gene Ontology annotation, biological process: microtubule-based movement. Gene Ontology annotation, molecular function: dynein light intermediate chain binding; ATP hydrolysis activity; ATP binding. NCBI's taxonomy places the organism in Eukaryota, Metazoa, Chordata, Chondrichthyes, Rajiformes, Rajidae. The record is from RefSeq and is a predicted model, not a curated record.